This is a messenger RNA of Sphaerodactylus townsendi, 4545 nucleotides long. It is a transcript of the gene SLX4, whose product is annotated as SLX4 structure-specific endonuclease subunit. The record is from RefSeq and is a predicted model, not a curated record. Lineage: Eukaryota; Metazoa; Chordata; Lepidosauria; Squamata; Sphaerodactylidae. Gene Ontology annotation, cellular component: nucleus; Slx1-Slx4 complex. Gene Ontology annotation, molecular function: enzyme binding. Gene Ontology annotation, biological process: DNA replication; interstrand cross-link repair; meiotic DNA double-strand break processing. The transcript has 11 exons. The coding region runs from base 103 to 4230 and encodes 1375 amino acids.
UGCCGCUCCUCCUCUCGAUGGUGAACCAUAGAGUCUGGCUGGCCGCCCCCGUCGGGGAUCGCCCACCUGCCCGGCUCUGGGGGCGAAGAAACCUGGCCCGGCAUGGACGGCGACGACGACUUCAAGGAGCUGCGCGGCAGGCGGCGGCGGCGGCAGCAGGGACAGGAGGAGAAGGAGGAGGAAUCCCGGGCGGCGGGCGGCGGGCCGGGGCAGGCUGUGGCGCAGGAGGGCCCCGGGGAACCGGGCCAGGCCCCAACGGCGGCGGCGUUCAGGGGUUUGGGUGAGGUGGAGAGGCUUCACCUGGCCUCCGCUGGCAACAGUCCUGACUGCCCUUUCUGCGGAAAGGGCUUCGGCACCCUCGAGACCCGAGGCAGCCAUUUGAAACGCUGCGCGGCCCGAGUGGCCGUCCCUCCCCCGCUGCUUCUUCAGGUGGUGCGACAGCAGAGCUCUGGCCUUCCUGCCUCCCUUAGUGGGCUGAAGCGAAAAGUCUCCUCUUUUACGGAGCAAUCCACCAAAAAGCGCAAGACUGGGACCAGAAUUGGAGAUGCAGAGGAGGAGCUGCUGGUGGCCAUGGCAAUGUCUCGGUCCCUCCGUGAGGAAGAGGAAGCAAAGGCCAGGUUGCUGACAAGGGGGAGAACGAACAGGGCUUAUCAAGGAAGGAAGAACCCCCAAGCAGAGAAAAAGAACCGUGCAGUGGCUUCUCACUCACCACCGAGACUCUUGCUUCAAGACCCAGAGGUGGCCCGCAGACAGAUGGAGGAGCGUAUGGCAUUGCUGCUUUCUGAAGUGGAAGAAUUCCCUAGCACCCCGCUCCUGGCCCCCAGCCAGCUCUUGGAGUCAGAGCUCACCUGGAAAGCAGACUGGCCUCUGACCUUGCCCAGAGGGCCGCUGUCUUCUUUGUGGGAAUGCAGCUCACUCAGAGGACUGUCUGAUCCAGGAUCCGUCUGUGUAGCUGGCUCAACUCUACCUGCUUUGCCGGGGCAGACAGAUCAGAGACCCACUCAGAGCAUGGUUUUGCCCUUCGGGGGCUCGGUCAGAGCAGAGACUGAGGACAGUCCCUGGGAGGAAAGAAAGGAGGAUGCACAGGAAGGCAGUCAGAAGGAAGCGGGGGCCCUGCGGGAUCUCAUGUUGCUGGCUGGAGAAGGGCUGACGCUCACUCAGUGGAGUCCGGCUGCCCAGCCAGUGGAGGAGCCAGGGGAAGAGUGGGCACCUAGCGAUUCCCAGCGGAGCAACCCGAAUCGGUCCCUCGAGAAGAAGUUGCCUGUGGGAAGCUCCACUCCGUCCGCCCUGCUUGGCUCUUUAGCCGCUGCCUUCAAAGGGAUGGUGAAUAAUCCCCACUUGAGUGACAUCCAGUUCCAGGUGGACAGUGGGGAGCUCUUCUAUGCUCACAUGUUCGUGCUUUAUGCCCGGUGCCCACAGCUAAUGGAACUGGUUGAUCAGAAAGGUUUCCUGGUAGCAGAAGAAGGAGGAAUGAGGACUCCUCGUGUGCUUCUGAACGAUGUCUCGGGAGAGGCUGUGAGGACGUUCUUCAACUAUCUCUACAGCGCAGAGACUUUCGUUCCUCCACAGGCCCAGUCAGAUGUGGCUGCUUUGGCCACGAGGUUUGGGAUGACAGAGUUGGUUGCUCUGUGCGAAAGCUGCGAUUGGAAUGGGCAUCCUGCUGUUGAUGCCUCUGGACAGGAAGAGGAGGAAUCUGGACAGGAAGAGGAGGAAAGAGUAGAGAAGUUUGAGGAGCUCUUGAAGUCCAUAUGGAUGGGAGAAGAGGAAGAGGACAGAGCUUUGCUGCCAGAGGAGCUGGGCAGCGAGAAUGUGGUGGAUGAACAGGGGCUGGAGGAGAUCUAUGAGUUUGCUGCCACCCAGCGGAAAGCAGAGGAAGGGAGAUGCAGCCUUGACAGCAACCAGGUGGAACCUGAGGCAGUGCCAGGGGAUUCCUCCAAAUGGGAGGGACACCUGGAUGGGGAACUGUCCCACCUGCAGGCACAGGGCGCCAGGAGAAAAGCUGUGCUUGGCCUUCUCGAUCCUGGGGAUGAUCAGAGGCCGCUGGGAGCAGCCAGCAGGAGACAUCUGGCGGCAGCACUGCUGGAGCUGGCCGAGGCUUCGGAGGAGCUCAGUGAGAAGAGCCUUCAGCCUGGGUCUUGGGGGGAAUCCUCACAGCUUUUCCAGCAGAGCUGCAGUGGCAAGGACCCCAGUGAUGAUGAUGAUGAUGAUGAUGUGAUGAAGCCUUUUACCCCUCUAGGACUGGAGAAGCAGCUCCUGCCCGUUUGCAGGAACUUUUCCAGUGGUGAUUCUCAGGUAUCACUUGUGGUCCCAGCUGGUAAGUCCCCCGCAUCUCCCAAGCGGAGGAGAGGGAUUGGCAGUGACACCUCUCUCUCUCUCUUUUCUCCAACCCCGCAGAAGGCAAGGGGGGCCCCCUGUCGAAGCGAGGAGCAGGAACUUCCAAAACUGCAGAGUGGGGGGGCUUCUUCAGGGGUGGCUGCUGGCAGUGGUCCAGACCACACCCAAUAUUCUCCUGCUCCUCUGCCUCCCUCCUUCCGUUCCUGUGCUGUGGACGUACAGGGGGACCUCGUGCAGAUACUGGGUGCUGAGGGUGAAGGGAGGCAUGGCCAAAGGAAGCAGCAGGUGGAGGUAAUGGGACCCCCGUCCAAGGAGCAGGAAGCAUCUGGAGCUGCGAAACUUUGCUUGGGAGAGGACAUUCCCUGCUGCCAGGGCACGAGGGAGGUGCUGCUGGGAUCGCUUCCAGUUGGGGAGGCAGGUGCCGGCAGCCGGAAGAUGCUGUUGCCAGGCACUCCUCUGCUAAGCCAAAGGGGCCCAGAUCAUGAGCAAAUUGCAAAGCCUGGCUUGGCCUCCAGCCCUGAAGCCCAGGAACCAGCCAUCAUCCCUUCCCCAAAGAGGCAUCCUCUGCGGGCCGGGUUGCCACGGGGUCUCCGUUCUCCAUCACCAGGAGGAGGAAAGGCUGUGCCUGACGUGGUGAUUGUGGAGGACAGUGAAGACGAGGCUGAGGCCGCUCCGCUGCUGACUUGGGGCAGCUCCGUGUUGGAGGCGGAUCUGCCGCUUUCUGAAGACGACACCUCUUUGGUGGCUUCCCAAAUCGGUGACUGCCAAGUGGGCAGCUCACCAAGAUCCUUGCUUAUGGUGGGUGGCAUGCUGCCAGGUGGGAGUGGCACAGCUGGCAAUGGACCUUUGCCCCACUUUGAGUAUGGAGAGGAGGAAAGAGAUUGCGGUGACGGAAGUGGCAGUCGGAGGCGGCGUUUUCAGGAUCAGUCUGAUGUGUCUGAGGUCCUGCCGCUCAGCCAGAGGCUGGCUGUCCUCUCCAGUGCCUGCUCGCAAGACACCUGCCACUCAGCCAGAGGCUGUCCGUCUGCUCCGGUGCCUUCUCACAAGACGCCUGAUCUUGCCUGCCGAGAGAGGGAAGCGCCGCACACAACCCCGCAAACUCCUAUUCCAUCUUACUCUAUCAUGGAGACUCCGGAGCUCAAGAAAGAGCUGAGGAGGUUUGGGGUCCGUGCUCUGCCCAAGAAGAAAAUGGUAUUGAAACUGAAGGAGAUAUUUCAGUACACUCACCAAAGACCUGACUCCACAUCCUCACAGCCUCUCUUGGGCCAGGGGUCCAAAGCAGCCCCCCAAAGACCAGCGUCAGCAGCUGCCUCCAGUGACUUUCCCAAGCAACAGCCCAGCUUUCCUGGACUUCCACAAGUGCGUCUGGCUGGAGGCGGCUUCAGGGGUUCCUGUGGAGCAGACCAUCAGGGAGGGCAAAUGGCCAAGCAGGGCAUUUGUCUGCCAGCUGGAUCAGGGAGGCUGAAGAGCUCAGUGGAGAAUCCUGUUCGAGGAGGCCAGGCUCUGGCACCAUGUCCGAAGGGAGACGGACUCUCCAGGGUGGAUGGUGACAUGUCUGUCAUUUUGCAGAGUUCUUCCACAGAGUUUGAAACCAGCAUGCAGACCGAAGAGGAGGAGGAAGAUAUCUCACCCUCUCAGUCAAGCCGCCGUGAGGCAGACAAGCUGGUGGCCUUGCGCCAGUAUAUCCAUUCCAGGCCAGCUCUCUGCCGCCAGAUUCUGCUGUACGAGCCUUUUGAAUUGACGGGACUGCAGUCUGAACUGAAGCAGAAUGACAUCAGGAUUGGUCUGGGCAGACUGUUAGAAUUCCUGGACACUCACUGCAUUACCUUUACCACGGCAGAAACACGGCGGGAGAAACGCCAGCGGAAUGGGCGCCAGGGGAGGGGCAGAUACUGAGUGGGCCUCCGGCUUUCUUGGUUUGUGCUUCUUCUGCCGGAGAGACUGGGUGGCCAGCUCGGGUCAGGGCAGAGUUCUCGGCAGGGAUCUUUCUUUAUGAGGAAAAAGACCCCUCUCUUGUGAGUUUGGGUCUCUAAAACACCAGGAGCACCUGGGGUGGGGGAGGAGUGUCUUCUACACCCAAAUUAAUUUUCUUCAGGGUAGUCUUGCUUCAGCACAGUCUUACCUCAGUAGCAAAACCAUCAGUGCCCCAUCACAUGUCUACUGUAAAUGUUGCCAUGACAUAUAAUGAAAGAUGGCUUUUUUUUUGUAAAA